GACGACACAAAAGGCCUGCUUUGUGAAUGUUAUUUGGAUUGAUUAAAACAAGGAAUAAAUCUCUCAUCGCUCUGAACGAAUUGGCCAGGGAAGGAUGAACGCCAGGUCGAUCAUGGGAAAUACAGUUCACAGAGGAUUUUCUUGGAAUCGCUAUUGCGUUAUUUUCCUUUUCAUCAGCCUACAUUUCACGUAUGGAGAUGUGAGCUACUCCAUUGCUGAGGAGAUGAAACGCGGGUCUGUAAUUGGAAAUAUAGCCAAAGAUCUGGGCCUCGGGAUUGCCACACUUUCCUCGCGUAAAGCUCGCAUUGACACGGACAGGAAUGACAAGCGGUAUUGUGAUAUUAAUCUGAGCACUGGAGAUUUGAUUGUUACUGACAGGAUCGACAGGGAAGGUCUUUGUGGUAAGAAGGCGACGUGCGUUAUAAAAGAGGAGCUUGUUUUGGAAAACCCUUUAGAGCUUCAUCGUAUCAGUGUUCAUGUGCAAGAUAUAAACGACAACGCUCCACAGUUUAGCGAGGUCUUGAUUUCGUUUGAAAUAAGAGAAUCAGCAGACAAAGGAGCUAGAUUCUUACUCACUGAAGCCCAUGAUUUAGAUAUCGGUACAAAUACUGUACAGCGAUAUAAUUUACAAAAUAAUGAUCAUUUCACUAUUAAUGUUGAUACAGAGGGAAGUCGGCGGAAACACUCCGAAUUGGUUUUGGUAAAAGAAUUAGACCGAGAGCAAGAAAAAGAACUGAAGUUUGUUCUUACAGCUCUAGAUGGCGGCUCCCCUCAGAGAUCAGGUACUGCAAUAAUUCACGUCACUGUACUGGAUGCUAAUGAUAACGCCCCAGUGUUUAGCCGGGCAGUUUAUGAAUCCAGUCUACCUGAGAACUCUCCUGUAGAUACUGUAGUUGUCACAGUGAGUGCUACUGAUGCAGACGAGGGACCCAAUGGGGAUAUUACGUACAAUUUUGAUCAUGCAACUGAUGAACAAGUUUGUUUGUUCUCACUUGAUCAAAAGACAGGAGAGAUAAGAGUCAAAGGUUCUAUCGAUUAUGAAACUCAGACUUCCAUUGAACUGCGAAUAAGAGCAAAAGACGGACCAGGUCUUACCUCAUAUUGUACAGUAACUAUAGAUAUAACAGAUGUCAAUGACAAUGCACCUGCUAUUAGUUUGAAAGCACUGACUAACCCCAUACCUGAGAACGUGUCACCUGGUACAGAGGUGGGCAUCAUUAACGUGCAGGACAGAGACUCUAACGCCUGGCUGUCCUAUCAUAUAGUCAAAUCCACUGAUCCUGGACUUUUCACUAUUGGUCUCCACAGCGGAGAGAUAAGGACACAGCGGGACAUUUUUGAGUCUGACAAAAUAAAACAGAACCUUAUUGUGUCAGUGAAAGAUAACGGACAGCCCUCUCUCUCUGCCACCUGUUCCAUGUAUUUACUUAUUUCUGAUAACUUGGCUGAGGUGCCGGAACUGAAGGAUAUUUCUUACGAUGAGAAUAACUCCAAACUGACCUCUUAUCUGAUCAUCGCGCUGGUGUCUGUGUCUACCUUUUUUCUGACCUUCAUCAUCAUCAUCCUGGGUGUGAGGUUUUGUCGCAGGAGAAAGCCCAGACUGUUGUUUGAUGGAGCAGUUGCCAUCCCCAGCGCUUAUCUCCCUCCUAAUUACGCAGAUGUUGACGGCACAGGAACUUUGCGCAGCGCUUACAAUUAUGACGCAUACCUGACAACAGGUUCUAGAACCAGUGACUUUAAGUUCGUGACGUCUUACAAUGACAACACACUGCCUGCUGACCAGACUCUGAGGAAAAGUCCAUCAGACUUUGCUGAUGUGUUUGGAGAUUGUGAUGAUUCUCCUGAGACUUAG
Etheostoma cragini (Arkansas darter) is the source of this 1852-nucleotide messenger RNA. RefSeq names its product protocadherin beta-11-like. The record is from RefSeq and is a predicted model, not a curated record. NCBI's taxonomy places the organism in Eukaryota, Metazoa, Chordata, Actinopteri, Perciformes, Percidae. Gene Ontology annotation, cellular component: plasma membrane. Gene Ontology annotation, biological process: homophilic cell-cell adhesion. Gene Ontology annotation, molecular function: calcium ion binding. The transcript is spliced from 3 exons. Bases 95 to 1852 code for a protein of 585 amino acids.